Molecule: messenger RNA, 1731 nt
Organism: Diaporthe citri
Lineage: Eukaryota; Fungi; Ascomycota; Sordariomycetes; Diaporthales; Diaporthaceae
Exons: 3
Coding region: 1-1731 (576 amino acids)
Biological process (GO): intracellular iron ion homeostasis; copper ion import; iron ion transport
Cellular component (GO): plasma membrane
Molecular function (GO): ferric-chelate reductase activity
Source: RefSeq, a predicted model, not a curated record
AUGGAUAUGUCAGGAAUGAGUAUGAGCAUGAGUGGGAUGGGAAUGGGGACGGGCAUGUUCCAGGCCGAUAACAUGGGCCUCGCGCAGGCGUACUGGUAUCUCAUUGCCGGUGUAUUGGGCCUCUGUGUAGCAGUACGAGCCGGCAGCUUCCUUCAAAGACGGACAAGGUGCUCCUCAUCUUCGAUCCAGUUCCCCACGAAACCAUCGGGCCCGUUAUCACAAGCCUUCGCAACGGCAACGGCAAUCGGCCGUGAGGCCAGCUACUCCCAGAUCUAUGUGCCCACCAAAUAUCUCUCAUGGAUGACGCCACCGCCUAUGGGCCGGAUACUGAUUCUCCUGGUGUACUGGGCCGUGGUCAUCUAUAUGGCAACAGCUGGAGCCAUCGUCAAAGACGCCUACUUUUGGGAGCGUAUUGGUUUCCGCAACGCUUGGGUCACGGUGACACAAAUUCCUUUCCUAUACCUCCUUGCUUCCAAAAGCAGCAUCCUUGGUGUCAUUGCCGGGAGUAGCUACGAGAGGCUCAACUGGCUGCACCGAUGGGUCGCUCGAACAAUGUUUGUCACGGCAACUAUACACGGUUUCCACUUCUGGUCCGAGUAUCAACGGGCGGGUCUCGUGGCGUACAUGAUCAAAAUGAUGCCCAUGAUCAAAUACGGAUUUGCGGCAUGGGGCCUGCUGCUAUGGGCAAACGUCUCGGCCAUGUCACCCCUCCGCCAUUGGAACUACGAACUUUUUAUUGCGCAGCACAUGUUGACGUGGAUCAUUUUCCUCUACGUCAUUUAUGUCCAUGUGCCGGCCUACGCGCAGUACAACGUGUGGUUCGCAAUUGCCGCUCUGUGUUUCGACCGCCUCUAUCGAACUGUCCUGCUUGUGUGGCAGAACAUCAAGAUCCGGCCCAACAGGUCUCAAUGCAAGGGUGGACAGCGAAUCGGCCAUCAGGCACAGAUUCGCGCCGUGGGCGAGGACAUCACAAUUGUCACUAUCAAAGACGUUCACUUCUCAUGGCGAGCCGGUCAGCACCUGUACCUGUGGAUGCCGAAAAUUGGAUACUCGGAUCACCACCCAUACACUAUUGCUUCCGCACAUAAGCUUCCCGGCACAUGUAUCUGCAACAGUGUUCAGCUCGUCGUGCGGAAGCACAAGGGUUUCUCCCGAAGACUGCACAACCAUGCGAAGAAGCUACAAUCUUCAGGGGAAAAGGGGUCUGACAGCCUUUCAUCCACCGGUGCAAGCUUUACUCUUCCCAUUCUGGAGAGCGUCCUACUUUCCAAGGAUAGGUCACUCUGCACACGGCGCAUAGACUUUCUCCUUGCCGCCAAGAAAGGCGACGAAAUCGACUACUACGUCCAACGGCUACACGAGAUGAUUGACAAGGCAGCGGAUGUGGGCAUCGAGUUGAGAGUACACAUCCACGUAACGCAGGGGGCCGCCAGUCCCAGCUUUGGUGAACAGGACAGGAACCGGCGAGACCAAGGACGGCAAAACCUCAUCAUCAUCAGUAGCACCAUCACCCUCAAACCGCGGGAGUCUCAACAAGUCGGAAGUGGGAUCCGUGGACAUCGAGAAACACGCUGCCCAGGUCGGCAGACGCAGCAGUUCGGCGAGCAGCGACUCUCACGUGCACCAGUCCUCCUCACGACCGAAUAUCGAGGCGUUCAUCAGGGACCCGGUGGAGGCUACUGGAGGGGAGACAUCGGUGGUGGUUUGUGGAGGAAAAUCGCUGGUGGCUAG